AUGUCGGAAGAAACAAUUAUGUCUAUAAAUGAUCAGACAAUUAAAAUUGAACCACCAAAAUAUUCACCGGAAGACAUUAAACUCGAAAUGGAGGAUGAAUUCUAUGAUGCUGAUGUUAGUGUUAAAUCUGAAUCGUUUACUGAAGACGAUGAUACGUGUUUAGAAAGAUUCAUGAAUUCCGAGGUGAAAAUUGAACCACCAGAAUAUUCACCAGAAGACUUUCAACUCGAAAUGGAGGAUGAAUUCGAUGAUGCUGAUGUUAGUGUUAAAUCUGAAUCGUUUGCUGAAGACGAUGAUACCUGUUUAGAAAGAUUCAUAAAUUCCGAGGUGAAAAUUGAACCACCAGAAGACAUUAAACUCGAAAUGGAGGAUGAAUUCGAUGAUCCUGAUGUUACUGUUAAAUCUGAAUCGUUUACUGAAGACGAUGAUACGUGUUUAGAAAGAUUCAUGAAUUCCGAGGUGAAAAUUGAAGAAGAAGUCAAACAGGAGUUAGUCGAGGCACCAACUCAUGAAUGUGACAUUUGCAAUAAAUCAUUUGCAGAAUCAGAUCAUUUAAAAAAGCAUAUGAUCGAACAUAUGCCUAGUAAUAGCAAAGAAAGAUCUUUCAAAUGCGAAAUCUGUCACAAGGCUUUUGAUCGAUUAAGUGAUCUGAAAAGACACAUGCUUAUUCACAGUGGGGAGCGUCCCCACGAAUGCAACAUAUGCAAUAAGAAAUUUACACAUUUAAGUACUCUGAAAAGUCACAUGCGCAUUCACAGUGGGGAGCGUCCCCACGAAUGCAAUAUAUGCAAUAAGAAAUUUACAGAAUCUAGUAAUCUGAAAAAACACAUGCUUGUUCACAGUGGUGAGCAUCCUCAUGAAUGCAACAUAUGCAAUAAGAAAUUUACAGAAUCUAGUAAUCUGAAAAAACACAUGCUUGUUCACAGUGGUGAGCAUCCUCAUGAAUGCAACAUAUGCAAUAAGAAAAUUACACAUUUAAGUACUCUGAAAAGACACAUGCUUAUUCACAGUGGGGAGCGUCCCCACGAAUGCAAUGUAUGCAAUAAGGCAUUCACAACAUCAAGUUAUUUGAAAAGUCACAUGCAGAUACACAGUGGGGAGCGUCCUCAUGAAUGCAAUAUAUGCAAUAAGGCAUUCACAACAUCAAGUUAUUUGAAAAGUCACAUGCAGAUACACAGUGGUAUGCUAAAACUCCAAAAAGACUGUACGGUUUUGGCCAGUCUUAGUCUUGAAGAACUCGUUUUAGUCCAAAGGUUGUGGGAAAGGUGA
Molecule: messenger RNA, 1269 nt
Organism: Ctenocephalides felis (cat flea)
Lineage: Eukaryota; Metazoa; Arthropoda; Insecta; Siphonaptera; Pulicidae
Product: zinc finger protein 182-like
Exons: 2
Coding region: 1-1269 (422 amino acids)
Biological process (GO): regulation of transcription by RNA polymerase II
Molecular function (GO): RNA polymerase II cis-regulatory region sequence-specific DNA binding; DNA-binding transcription factor activity
Source: RefSeq, a predicted model, not a curated record